CUCCCCCCAGGAAGACUAUUUCCCAGAAUGCCUAGGUUCUGCGGUCAUACAAGCCUUGGUAGUGUCUGUUACUGGCGCACAAACAGGAAGUCUCCACCCCCUGAAGGACCCAGUCUGACCCAAGCAGAGAGCCCGCAGCCAGAGGGAAUGGCCCCCGGGACCCCGAGGCCCCCCUCCCAGGGGUCGAUAAAAUUCAAGGAUGUGGCUGUGGACUUCACCCAGGAAGAGUGGUGCCUAUUGGACCCUUCUCAGAAAGCGCUCUACCAGGAGGUCAUGCUGGAGAAUGUGCAGAAUCUACUCUCUGUGGGGCUUCCAGUUCCUAGAGAAAAGCUUAUGUCCUGUUUUCACCAAGGGAAAAGAUCAUGGCUGCUAGAGCAAAAAGGCCCAAGAAGCUCUUGUCCAGAGACGGAGACUAAUUUUGAAGUGAAGGAGUUGUCCACAAAGGUGAGCCUUUUUGUGGAUGGAUCUAGCCCCCAAGGAUACAUGAAUGAGAUUUCCCAUGACUUCAUUUUAAGUGAAAUUUGUGACUCUGCUAUCAAGGACUUUCCUGUGGGUAUGUCUAGGGAGCCCUAAUGGUGGAGAUAAUAGCAAGCUAAAUGGAGCAACCAGUAAAGUAACAUAUUUCUCUGUUCUUUUCCCCUCUUUUUUGAGACCCCAAGACACAAGGGGCAGACACUAUUCAUCUGCCACCCUGCCUUCCCCAGUAUGGGCUUUUCUCCUCAGCACCGCCCCUACUCCUGGGAGACCCUGCUUUCUUGCUUAGGAUCCCACAAGACAGUGUACCCACCACCUACUACCUAACAGUAAAAAUUC
Gracilinanus agilis (Agile Gracile Mouse Opossum) is the source of this 813-nucleotide messenger RNA. RefSeq names its product zinc finger protein 527-like. Lineage: Eukaryota; Metazoa; Chordata; Mammalia; Didelphimorphia; Didelphidae. The record is from RefSeq and is a predicted model, not a curated record. Bases 28 to 573 code for a protein of 181 amino acids. Gene Ontology annotation, biological process: regulation of DNA-templated transcription. The transcript is spliced from 6 exons.